Zeugodacus cucurbitae (melon fly) is the source of this 2740-nucleotide messenger RNA. RefSeq names its product WD repeat-containing protein 43. The record is from RefSeq and is a predicted model, not a curated record. The transcript is spliced from 8 exons. NCBI's taxonomy places the organism in Eukaryota, Metazoa, Arthropoda, Insecta, Diptera, Tephritidae. Gene Ontology annotation, biological process: maturation of SSU-rRNA from tricistronic rRNA transcript (SSU-rRNA, 5.8S rRNA, LSU-rRNA). Gene Ontology annotation, molecular function: protein binding. Gene Ontology annotation, cellular component: nucleolus. The coding region runs from base 9 to 1919 and encodes 636 amino acids.
ACACAUUCAUGAUGGCAUUAGGACAACAGCACGUGUUAAGCUUUUCGCCUAAUGGCAAAUUAUUUGCCUUCAUAAACGAUCAAGGUAUUCUAAGAAUAUGGGACACGGAAACCAACGAACUAAAGCAGGAGUAUACACCAAAUCUACAAUUAUCUGGCCCUUGUACGGCUCUCACGUGGGUUGUGACAACUUCCUCGACUGGGCAUAGUGUUGAAGGAAAAAAGUCAAAGAAAGCUCGAAAAUCACACAAUGGUUCGAACAAUGACACAGAAGCAAUUUACCUGGCACUGGGUACUAGCAAUGGACACAUUUCUCUUUAUUCUUACGCUUUAGGGAAGAUCGAGCGAAACUUAAAAGGCGAAGGACACAGUGGUAAAGUUACUUGUGUUACUCAAGAUGCCGAAGGUCACUUAUAUAGUAGUGGUGAAGAUUGCCAGAUAAUAAAGUGGUCACUUUCUGAAGAAAAGCAACUUUCAUCUUGGUCAGUGGGCCCUGAGAAGCCGUACAGCAUUGUUUACUUGGGAAUAUCACAUAAUUUGGUAGUCGGAGGUCGCCAAAUUAAAGUUUAUUCAAUUGCAACACAGGAAUUAGUGCAAACGUUAACCGGGCACACAUCAGAUAUAAAUUUGAUGAAUUCGCUCGUGAUAGAUGAGAGCAGCGAAUACGUCGUGAGUACAUCGCGAAUGGAGCGAAUAAUAUGUAUAUGGAAAAUUGGGAAAAAAGGUCGUAAUAAAAGCGCGAGUUCUACACUAAUUAUGGAGGAUGUAGCACACUGCCUAACUUGUCAAGUGGAUAUUGAUGGCAAUGUGCGAGUUGCGAGUGUAACACGCAGUGGUGUGAUUCAUAUGUACCUGAUUGCAGUGGAAAAUAUCAAACCAGAAAAACCAAUAAAACCAAAGUUGACCAUUGAAGUAGCAUCAGACAGUGCAACAGUAAUCGCGCCAAUUCCAGCUAUUUCAGUAUCACUUCAACAUAGCAGCCGCCCACAAGAAUUGAUUUUCGGCUAUGGCAACAAAAGCUUUCUUGUAUUCGAACACUUAACUCCGAAUUUCACUGAAAAAUUGCAAGUUUUAAUACGUACCGACCCAAAAUCGCUAUACUUGGCGCGUGGGAAACUGUCAAAGAAAGACGGAAAAGUUGGUGACGCCCAAAAAACGGUUACUCCAAUCGUCAAUGAUGCCGAUGUAGAUUACAAAUCCUCAGCUACAGUUCCAAAAAAGAAAUUACGAAGAACGAAGACGGUAGAGUUGCCCAUGGAAUCCCGAUUACAAAAUUUGAAUUUGAACGCUGUUCCUGGGGCUGGAGCACCUCAAGCUCAAAGCAAAGUUCAGUUGCUAGUACAGGCUCUACAUAGCAAAGACAAUGUUCUUCUACGUUCUGUAUUGCACACACAUGAUAUUAAAACUAUUCAACUGACGCUCCACAAAUUACCUGUGCAAUACGUGGGACCAUUAGUGAAUGAAUUGACGCAGUCUAUGCAACAAAAACGCAUGCACGUCGAGUAUGCAAUCGAUUGGCUUAAAAUCCUUGUUCAGACGCAUACCAGUCAACUAAUGGCUAUGGGUUCUGAAGAUCUAUUAAAUAAAUUUGGGCCGUGCAUCGGUAUAAUAGAACAUCGCGUCAACUGUCUGAAGGAGUUAUCAAAAGUCUCUGGACGUCUAGAUCUGUUGAUAAAUCAAAUAAAGCGCAACACUAAUGAGGAUAACAACUUAAACAGUGCAAAUGUUUUGGUCUAUGAGGAUAAUGAUUCUUCAGACUCUGAAUUGGAAGAUACAGGCGACAAGAGUGUCUCCGAUGAUGAAUGGGAUGAGGAUAUUGAAGAUGACAUUGAAAACAUGGACCAAGGCGGUGACGAUAAUGAUGAAAGUGAAGACAAUGAUGAUAGUGACGCUGACGAUGGAGAAGAAAUGGAAACUUAAUCGUAAUGAUGAUUAUCUGAAAAUUCUUUCUCAGACAGCAAAUGUAGUAUGUUUAUUAUAUACAUAAGUAAAAAAUAGAUUUAUAACAAAAUGUUUUUUGUUUUAUCUGCUCUGUCCUGAAAGCACUGAUAAAUUGUGUAUGUCUUAUAGGUAAAGUUUCUCUAACUUCAGUGUAGCAAGUUUUUAAUAUCAGAACAAAUGAAAUAUACUGCGAGAAAGAAUGUAUUUCCAGCUAACAUCAAAUUUAUUUUUAUUUUGAUAUACAUAGAAUACAACAGUUACUAAUAGCUUUUUGUCAGGAUACUACGUGAGUCCUAUAUGACAUUAAUAAUAAUAAUAAUCAUUCAACAGCAGAUGGUAAAACCUUAACUAAACGUGAAUAUAACUUUACUAAUAGGCUGAAUGUGUCUAACAGCAAUUUCUAAGUAUCUUCGUUUCGACAUCCACAUCAUCGCGUUUGUAAACGAAUCUAAAUUUCCUAUGCAUUCACAAUUAUAAGCAUUUUGUAGAAUAACAAAUACAAAUUGAGAUUUUAGUGAAUUUGAAUCAAUGUUAUUAAGCAUACUGGUGAAAACCAUAUUUCAAGCUGCAGUGCUCUAUUUCAGUUUAACAGAAUUUUUUAUGUGUAAUCUCAUAGUUGUUUUUUUCAAGAAUUUUACGCUCCUAAAUGCUUUGGGUCUAUUUUUCUUCCGCUGGAAAAGGUUUAAUGUGGUUCAUUUUGAAAUCGCCCACAAUCUAGUUUACCAGUUUGCUUUUAGGAAGUUGAUGAGACCGUUGGUGGACGCAUCGUGUGUAGUUACUUCAUUUGGCGUGGCCAAUUC